Messenger RNA from Dipodomys ordii (Ord's kangaroo rat), 2061 nucleotides. It is a transcript of the gene Pwwp3b, whose product is annotated as PWWP domain-containing protein MUM1L1. The coding region runs from base 1 to 2061 and encodes 686 amino acids. The transcript has a single exon. Lineage: Eukaryota; Metazoa; Chordata; Mammalia; Rodentia; Heteromyidae. The record is from RefSeq and is a predicted model, not a curated record.
AUGAAUGCCGAGUAUGUCCUCUGCAAUUGGAAAGAGCAGAUAUGGCCAGCAAAAGUUUUGUCCAGAUCUGAGAUUUCAUCAGAUGGUAAGAGAAAAAGCACAUUUGCACUAGAAGUCCAAAUCCUUUCACUAGAUGAAAAAGUUACAGUGGAUAGCACAGAAACAAAGAGCCUAAGUGAAUCUGCAAUUGAAGUUAUCAUUUCUUCCCUAACAAUAGAGUCAGAGGUCAGCGUUCCCCCUAGGGAGGAAACAGCUUAUGAAAGAUCCCUAAAAAUGGCACUGGAUAUCCUGAAUGAAAGAGCAAAUUUGAGUCAGGAAGGUAUUUUGAAUGAACAGGAGACCUCUACACUGUCUGAGAAUGUACUGCAAGAGCUGUCUGAGUCCCCCCCUCAUAAAAAGUUUCGGCAGCAUGAAGGGGAUUCUGUGAAUUAUCUUGAAGAAAGUGAAGGCCCAGCAACCCUGGUAGCACCUACAGAAAAUGAUGACUUCCUAUCUGAUGAUAAAUCACAGGUGAACACAGCUAUUGAAGAUGAAAUGGAAACAAAGCCAUCACCAAACUUCUGUUGGAAUGAAACUUAUGCUUCAUUUUCAGAUGAUGAAAAAGAAGACAAGAAAAAGAUUGAUAUCACAGCAAUUAUGUCCACAAUCAAAGAGGAGAAUGUAGAUAUUAAAGAUGAAAAGUUCGUUCCAUUUUUGUCAGAUGACUUUGUGGUGCCCAAAGCCUUGAAAGAAGAGGAGUCAGAUAGCUCCCCAGAGGACCAAGCUGUUUCCUCUCAGUGCUCUAACAUUGCAGAGAAUACUGAUGAUCCUGAAGAGGGUCCCUCAAAUCCAAAUCCAAGCUCAGAUGCCAGCCAGAAUCAGCCUCCUGUGGAAACAGACAUGGAGGCUGAGCCAUCUUGUUCUACUACUUCAGGGGAAUAUCAGGUUUCACUUAGUGCCUCUAACCCUGUCCUGGAUUAUUCACUUUUGAGGAAUGAGGAAGGAAGUCUUCAAAGACUGGAUUUUGAACUUGAGGGUGAAGCUUCAGCUUCAACCAGCUCACUGAGUGUGCAGCAUGUUAGCACUCUUGCAUUAGAGGACACUGACGAAGAAGAAGAGCUUCCACGCUUAGUUCUUGAUUACAAGCCAUGUGCAUUUGAAACUGGGAUCAUUGUCUGGUUUAAAUAUCAAAAAUACCCAUUUUGGCCAGCAGUAGUGAAAAGUAUCAGGCGAAAGGAGAGGAAAGCAAGUGUGAUUUUUGUUGAGGCAGACAUGAGCUCUGAAAAGAAAGGAAUUAGAGUGCCUUUCAGAAGAUUAAAAAAAUAUGACUGUAAAGAGAAGCAAGCACUAGUGGAUAAAGCCAGGGAGGAGUACAGGGAGAGCAUUGAUUGGUGCAUUUCACUGAUUUGUGACUACAGAGUUAGAAUAGGGUGUGGCUCUUUCGUAGGUUCUUUCCUUGAGUAUUUUGCUGCUGACAUCAGUUAUCCAGUUCGGAAAGAAAUCAAGCGAGACACCUUCAGAAAUUUAUUUCCAAAACUGUACAAUGACGAUAGUGGGGAACAAAUGAGUGUAACUUCCCCAGCCAAGAGAUUAGCCUAUCAGAAAAUUCUUCCUGACCGAAUGAAGUCUGCUCGGGACCGAGCCAAUAAGAACCUUGUGGACUUUAUUGUGAAUGCAAAGGGAACAGAAGACCAUCUUCUGGCCAUCUUAAAAGGCAAAAAAAGGUCCAGAUGGCUGAAUUCAUUUUUGCAUGCCAAGAGGUUCAUGCCAUGUAUUGAAACAUACUUUGAAGAUGAAGAUCAGUUGGAUGAGGUGGUGAAAUACCUACAAGAAAUAUACAAGCAAAUAGACCAAAGAAUGCGCACUCGGAUAAAAGAUGACAAAAUUAAAUUUGUCCUGGAAGUUCUUCUGCCAGAAGCAAUUAUUUGCUCCAUUUCUGCUGUUGACGGGUUAGAUUAUGAAGCAGCUGAAGCAAAGUAUCUGAAAGGACCAGCUCUAGGCUGUAGAGAAAGAGAAUUGUUUGAUUCAAAAAUUCUCUUUGAAAAGAGACGAAAGCCGUUACCUAGUACUGGAACUCAGUAA